Molecule: messenger RNA, 2314 nt
Organism: Tachyglossus aculeatus (Australian echidna)
Lineage: Eukaryota; Metazoa; Chordata; Mammalia; Monotremata; Tachyglossidae
Gene: PACRGL
Product: parkin coregulated like
Exons: 11
Coding region: 55-795 (246 amino acids)
Source: RefSeq, a predicted model, not a curated record
GGCGCCAUCUUGGGCGCUCGUCGUUGGACGUCGAGGUGUACCCGGACGGGAGCAAUGCAGGAGUCAGAGAGCCAUGGAAGUACACUACCGAGGAACAGAGUGGCAGGAAAUUGUGAUCAAAGGGCAUCGUCCAACCGGCUGGUAAGACACAAAACCGUGCCGCUUCAAAGCAAGUCAUCACCCGCAACCAGCUCUUCAGGCCCUGGAAAGAAAUCGCGGCCAAGUGAUAAACUCAACCCCAAAACCAUCAAUCCAUUUGGAGUACAAUCACGAGUUCCUUCUGCUUUUGCUGCUGUGUACUCUAGAGGAGGGGUUCCUUGCAGGUUGGUUCAUGGUUCGAUAAAUCACAAAUUACAGUGGGAUUGUCUUCCUGAAACACUUCCAUUUGAUCCUCUUCUUAUUACUUUAGCUGAGGGUCUGAGGGAAACCAAACAUCCAUAUACAUUUGUGUCAAAGGAGGCUUUUAAAGAAUUGCUCUUGGUCGAAGGUGCUACUGAAAAGACUCUGCCCUUGCUACCCAAGCUGAUUCCUGUGCUGAAGGCAGCUCUGGUCCAUUCAAAUGGUGAGGUGUUUGAAAGAGGGUUGAAUGCUUUGGUGCAGUUGAGUAGUGUUGUGGGUCCCUCGCUAAAUGAUCAUCUGAAACAUCUACUUACAAGUCUUUCCAAACGACUAAUGGAGAAGAAGUUCAAAGAACCAAUCACCAGUGCUUUACAAAAGUUAGAGCAAUAUGGGGGAAGGGGGAGCCUGGUGGUCAUCAAAUCUAAAAUUCCAACCUAUUGUUCCAUCUGUUUCUGAAUAGAGAAACCAUCCUUUUAACUGAGUUGGGAGAAAAUGUCAGAUGCUGACACUUAGGGAGUGUUUUAAUUUACAAAAUUAAGCCAAUGGAGUAAAUGCUUAUAGGAAAAACCUUCUAAACAAGCGUGCAAUUCUGUGAGUUGCAUCUGUUUCGAAUGGAGCAGAUUUAAAAGCGAUAGCCAACAUGAGCAUCUUUGUCAUAAUUGACACUGGAUUUUUGCCUAUCAGGUUUACAAAUCAAAUAUAAUAGUUGUUUAAAGUAUAUGUUAUUUCAACUACUAAAUUAUUAUGCAUUUUUAUAAUAAUGAAAGGUUGAGAACGUCUUUUUCCCCCCUCCCAGCAGGGAGUUCAUUUGUGUUGUUGGCAUAGUUAUUAUUUUUAUAUUUCAAGUCUAGACAUAAUUUUAGGAAAUUAAACUAUUGAAUUGAUGAAACUACUGGCAAAAUAUGUUGCACUUUAUGGGGUAGUGGGGUCAUAUUUACAGUUACCGUCAACAGAAAUGCUCUCAUGUAGUUUUAGAUAUUGAAAGGUUGAGCCUCAGUGCUACGAAAAUCCAAAGCAUGGGGAAGACACUGCGGCUGUUGGAAUGUUUUAGAAAGAAAGACCUAAAGCAUAGACCAGUAGGGUUAUAAACAUUCUACUUACUUUUAUUUCUUCCUCUUUUUUUUAAAAUACAAAAUGUACACAUUGAGUUUUCACAGACACGCUACGGCAAAUUUCAGGUGUACAUGUAUUGUACUACUCUUAUUCCUACACUGGUGAUAGCAGAGCACUCUUCAACACCAAAUCUCUACACCAGAAUAGAUACCUGAUUUGUUUUUGCAAAGCUGCAAAAUUCCUUCUCCAAUAGCCAUGGUGACAUUUCUGCAGAACAGAGACGAAACUAAGUUGGGAUCAUUGUGACAACCGAGAAUCUUGGGAAUGGCGACCUGAACAUUUACCUGGAAAAAUGUUUCCACGUGUUGUCGGGGUGCGUCCUCUUUGAGAACAGGGUUGGCAGCACCUCAGGAAUCCCAAGAUAUUCCCUACCUUCCCCAGCUCCAUGGGUGUCAGGAGUGAGGAAGAAAAGUGCCAUCCGACCUCGGCUGCUGCUUCGUUUCCCUGGCAAAAGAAGUUCGGGUUGGAUAAUGCGCCUGCUCUUCAUGUAUUCAGUCGCUCAGCCAGAUGGCCCCUUACACCGCAGAUGCCGAGGUCCUUGAGAUACAGUCUCAGUAACUCAGUUUGAAAUGCCUUUGGAAAAUUUCAGUCUUAUGGGGGCAUUUAAGCGUUAUUUCCAGUCGAUUGUGUGGUCUUAGCGGAAGGAGUUGAAAGCUUCCACUACUGCCUGCACCAAAUUGCUUUUCAAGUUUGAAAUUGUGUGUCAUUGAAAAUGUGAUAGGCACAGGUUAUUUCUUGCAGUUAUUAAUUCACUGUAAUUAUUACCGGUCAAUGUUACAAUUACUUCACUAACAAUGUAUUUCGAUCAAAAAUUAGACUGUAUUCCUAAUUAAAAUGGUAAAUAAAUGAAUCCUUUUAAGAG